This is a messenger RNA of Impatiens glandulifera, 1052 nucleotides long. RefSeq names its product cold-regulated 413 plasma membrane protein 2-like. The transcript has 4 exons. The coding region runs from base 158 to 775 and encodes 205 amino acids. The record is from RefSeq and is a predicted model, not a curated record. NCBI's taxonomy places the organism in Eukaryota, Viridiplantae, Streptophyta, Magnoliopsida, Ericales, Balsaminaceae. Gene Ontology annotation, cellular component: membrane.
AAAGGCCUUAGAGUUUUCCAUCCUCUUCCAUUCUCUAAAAGGCUACAAAUCAUCAUCUCUAUUUCAGCAGCAACUUUACAGUUCAAAAUUUGUCUGUCACUAGCAGCUAGCAGCAGGGUCUGGAUCCUUCCUUCAUUCCUUGUAGCAAAAUUUGAUAAUGGGAAAGUUCAAGAACAGCUAUCUGGCUAUGAAGACGGAUUCGACAUCCAGUGAUUUAAUCUCCUCUGAUCUCCAAGAUCUGGGACACGCCGCUAAGAAGUUCGCCAAUCAUGCCGUCCAGCUCGCUCUAGGGUCUAGUCUUGGCACUAUCUUACUUCAAUGGAUCGCUUCCUUCGCUGCCGUAUAUCUGUUGAUAUUGGAUCGAACCAACUGGAAGACUAACAUCCUUACAUCACUUCUAAUCCCUUACAUUUUCUUCAGUUGUCCAUCCCUAAUCUUCGAUUUUCUCCGGGGAGACGUUGGAAAGUGGGUUGCAUUCAUUGCUGUGGUGUUGCGUCUUUUCUUUCCCCACCGUUUUCCAAAUUGGCUAGAAUUGCCCGGGGCUUUGAUUCUGCUGAUCGUGGUGGCUCCAAGCUUGUUUGCAUAUUACGCUCGGGAUAACCUCAUCGGUGUGGGAGUUUGUCUAGUCAUCGGUUGUUACCUUCUUCAGGAACACAUUAGAGCAUCUGGGGGAUUCAGAAAUUCAUUUACUAGGGCUAAUGGGAUAUCCAACUCCAUGGGGAUCAUCGUCAUCUUGGUUUAUCCAGUCUGGGCUCUCAUUGUUGACCUCAUAUGAUUUAAUAUUAUCUUCAUUUUCAUUUCAUAUCACUGGCGGCGUCCUCAGUCUCUGUGUUGUUUGUGUCAUGUAAGGAGCAGGAAGAUGAUUGAUUUUAUUAUUAGCAGCCUUUGUUCAUUGAAUAAUAACCACCACCCCCACCCUGUUUUUAUUAUAUGAUCGAUCGAUCGAUCAAUCGUGCAAUUUGUAUGUAUGUGUAUCCUUUGUGGAUUGAAUGAAGAACAAGAAUCAUCAUUUAUCAUUCUAAAUUGGUCUUUUAUUUUGCUCUCUCUGGAUA